AGAGGGUGGAGCAUACCUGAGAUCACAGCCGGGCUGUUUAUCUGGCGUGUUAGGGACGGUCAACACAGGAGGGGAGGGCAGUACAGUGUGGGAGCUCGGUGCGAGCAGGCUGGAGCGGCGAAGUGCAGGGACCGGCCCGCGGAGAACGGCAUCGAGCCGGUGAGAACUCUAUGCCUUUGUGUAGAGGAAACAUGAAGCCGAAAAUGCUUAAUUUUCUGAGGAUGGUGAGCCUGCUCUGCAUCGCUGUGCUGUUGGUUACGUCUGCCACUGGCUGCUCUGGACAAGAUAACGGAAGACCUCUUGUCGCCACGAGAGAAGGUCUGAUCAGGGGUGCCAUAGGCAGAAGCGUUGCCGGCAGACUCUUCUACAGCUUCAAGGGAAUCCGGUACGCAAAGCCUCCGGUUGGCAGCCUGCGGUUCCAGCCACCUCAGCGACAACUCGCCUGGAGAGGUGUGGCGGACGGUCUGUCGCACGGCAAUGUGUGUCCACAGUUCGACAUGUUAGCCAAUAACACUCUGAAGGGUGACGAGGACUGCCUGUUUGCCAACGUGUACACGCCGCACCUUCCGGAGCUGUCCCGACCCGCCACCGCCGGUUUGCCCGUUAUGGUGUUCAUCCACGGAGGGGGGUUCAGCACCGGCAGCGGGGAUGAUGAUAUCUACGGACCGAGCUACUUUAUGGACGAGGACGUGGUGCUGGUGACGUUCAACUACCGACUCAACACGUUCGGCUUCUUCACGACGCACGACGCGGCAGCUACCGGCAACUACGGCCUGCUGGACCAGGUGCUGCUGCUGCAGUGGGUGCAGGACAACAUUGCCGCGUUCGGCGGCGACCCGCACGCGGUGACCAUCUUCGGCGUGUCGGCCGGUGGAGCCAGCGUGUCGCUACUGGUGCUGAGCCCGCUGGCCAAGGGCCUGUUCCACCAUGCCAUCACCCAGUCCGGCUCGGCCCUGGCCAGUUGGGCGCUGGGUAGCCGAAAGAACAGCGCCGCCGAGAACCUGGCUGACCUGCUCGAAUGUCCCAUGGAAGACGUCGCCGCAAUGGUCGAGUGCAUCAGGGAACAGCCCUGGGAGAAAAUCGCCGAGCACACCAAGACACUGAAGCCGGGAUUUCAGUAUCAGUUGCGUGUGGAUCGCGAGGCGGAAAACCCACUUAUUCCGGAAGACCCGCACCUGCUGCUGGCGCGCGGUGAGUUUAAUCUGGUGCCGUGGAUGAGCGGCCUGACCCAAGAGGAGGGCGCUCUCUUCGUGCCACUGCUGUUCUCAAACAAGCAGGUCGUGGAGGCCCUAUCCAAAGGAAACCUAUCAGAAUGGGUUCAAGCAGCCGACCUGAUUACUGCGUCUGGUGUUAACAAACUGGACUGUGGUGCCGAUCCAAUGAAAGAAGCGAAGAGAGUGUACGACUUCUACGUCGGAGACAGGGGCGCCAACGCUUCGGACCUUCUACCGCUGGUGCAGGGCUGGGCUGACCGGCACUUGGUGUCGCCCAUGGUGGCUGAGAUGACACUGGCCUCGCAGCACGCGCCUGUGUACAAAUAUCUCCUCGACUACAGCGGGCCGGGACGACUCAGCCUGGCCCACGUCGAUUUAUUCUGGCCAGGUGUACCCGACUAUGGCACGACGCACGGAGACGACAUCCCGUACCUGUUCAGCAACGACAAGCUGCCGUUGGUGCAGCGCGGCUCGCCGACCCACACCAUGGUCCGCUUCAUGGUCAACGUGUGGACGACGUUCGCGCGCACCGGCCGACCUGGAUCGGACUUGCUGCCCAUGCCCGACUGGCCCGUGUUCACGGAGCUGCACCAGCGACACAUGCGGCUGAACACGGCGCCCUCGGUCGGCGAGAGGCUCUUCCAGGAGCGUGUCGACUUCUGGAAGACGGUGCCCAUCAAUGAGCCGUGGAGACACCCGGUGGAUACCACGUGCCUGGAUGACUCGGUGUCAGAGGAUAGAGAACAGACGGAUGGCGACAUGUGAAUGUGGAAAACUCGUCUGUCUAGAUGUUUUUGGUAAAGCUAAAUAACGCUCAGCCAUGAAACGGAUAUCAAAACAACUCACAAAGUGGAAGGAUAUGUAUGCAUGUUGCCACUCGAAUGCAUUGUCAAUGCAGUCAGACUCUGAAUCUUCAUUUUCUUGAAUAAAUGCAUCGCUAAUGUUUAGAUAUGUAUACAUAUGUUAAGUGGGUACCAAUUGUCUAGUUGUUGAAACCAUCUGAGAACAAAACAACAUGAAAAUUGCAAUUUCAAAAAAGCAAAACAACAUAAUUGAAAUUUCAAAAAAAUGUUCUACGUUGGUUUUCCUUCAUUUUUGCCAUUUGAUUUGCGAUGCGUAUACUGUUUGAUUAUUUAAUCUCUGACUUCGCCGGUCAGUGGAGCUUGUCCCUGUUGGUGAUUUUCCUAAAUGAAUAAACAAAUAAAUAAAUUUGGCGUGAA
This is a messenger RNA of Amphibalanus amphitrite, 2434 nucleotides long. RefSeq names its product juvenile hormone esterase-like. The record is from RefSeq and is a predicted model, not a curated record. The coding region runs from base 171 to 1979 and encodes 602 amino acids. The transcript has a single exon. NCBI's taxonomy places the organism in Eukaryota, Metazoa, Arthropoda, Thecostraca, Balanomorpha, Balanidae.